This is a messenger RNA of Oppiella nova, 297 nucleotides long. NCBI's taxonomy places the organism in Eukaryota, Metazoa, Arthropoda, Arachnida, Sarcoptiformes, Oppiidae. The record is from the annotation of a GenBank genome assembly.
AUGAGUUGGAUGCUUGACCUGAGGACAUGGGACGGCACGUACGGCUUCAUUGAACACAUCCUUAAGGCCUUCCCCUGUGAGGGUCGAGCACUCCAAGUACUUAACGGCGCCGAUAUCCUUAGUCAUGGCCAGGACCUGGGGGGCCUGGCCAUGGCUAAGGAUAUCGGCGCCGUUAAGUACUUGGAGUGCUCGGCCCUCACAGGGGAAGGCCUUAAGGAUGUGUUCAAUGAAGCCGUACGUGCCGUCUCGUGUCCUCAGGUCAAGCCUAAUAAAAGAAAGCUCUGUGUUGUACUAUAA